GGCGGUCGGAGCCCGGGCCGGGGCCGGGGCCGGGGCCGGGGCCGGGGCCGGGGCUGGAGCAGGGCUGGACCGGGGCGUCCAUUCUAUGAGUCCAUGAUGUUGCAUAGGGACAUGCUGAGAGCAGCAGUCAAACAGCCAGGAGCACUGACCUCAUGAUACGUCCAGUAACUUUAAAGAGGAGGGACACCGGCAAAAUGUUUGCUGUCUGCCCAGCAAACGCUCCAUUCCGGCAGGGCCAGGGGGGCCCAGCGCUGGGCACAGCCAUCCCAGGGGCAGGACAUGGACAAGACUCCAACUCCAACUUCGUGGGAGAGGUGUGUGACAGCAACGAGAACUGGAGCCAGCCAGCGCCGGGGUCCCCGCCAGAGGAGGGCUCCAGCCGGAGCGAAAACACCACAAAUCCGUCUGAUAAUCUGCUGUUAUUAAUGCAGAGACAGAUGGUCCAGGGCCAGCUUAGGGACACUGCCCCAGGCCUGGGCGACAUGCACCCUGAGCAGGGGGUGCGCAGCUCCCCGGAAGGAGCAGAGGUCAGCGGGGCAGGGGGACAAAACACUGCCGAGGAGGUGGCCGGGGGAUGUGUCAAGCCCCUGAGCUCCCCUGCAGAGGACAACGGCUACGCCAGCAGCUCCCUCAGCAUCGACAGCCCUGAGAGCACCUGCAGCACCAACUGGAACCCUCCCGCCUCUGCCCCUCAAGCCAGGAAUCCCCCUAGGGCAGGGCUGGCUGAGCCUGAGCUGGGGAUGCUCUUCCCGGUGCUGGCAGAGGCUGUGCAGCACCUCCAGGACAAGGAGCGCUUCAAGGAGCAGGAGAAGGAGAAGCACCACAUCCAGCUGGUGAUGUACCGGCGCCUGGCCUUGCUGCGCUGGAUCCACGGCCUGCAGCAGAAAGUUGUGGACCAGCAGAACCGGUUGCAGGAAAGUUUUGACACCAUUCUGGAUAACCGCAAGGAGCUCAUCCGCUACAUGCAGCAGGGCCCAGCCUGCCUUGCUGCUGCGGCCACCCCUAGCCCCUGAGGUGCCACCAGCACAGCCCAGCCCAGCCCCCACCCUCCGGACGCUGUGGCCUUGGCUGGUGGCAUCUCCAUCCUGUGCCGAGCGCUCACCGGGCCCUUGGGUGCCCACCCUGCCCUUCCCAUCUGUCUCCAACACAGCCAAGAGUCCCUGAAGAGUUCAUCUGCAUUAUCCCUCUGUGCUGGAAUUUGUUUUGUCCUGCACCCAGGUCUAGGGUGGCACUGAGCUGUGUCGACCUCAGGACCCUGGGGUUUGCUGAGCCCAAGAUGACCAGGCUCAUCUUUAAACCUAAUCUAGUCCAUUGUUGAGCCUGGCUGAGCCACACCAGUGCUGGGAUGGCUGUGCUGGAGCUGCAGGGCAGUGAGGGCCCCAGGGCAGUGAAGCUUCUAAACCUCCCUGGGCAGAGCACUUCCAGCAUGUGCUUCAUUCUCACAUCCCACCUCCAGCCACAGCCCAGCCCCUGGCAAAUGUCACUUGUUGGUGAGAGUGAGGUGUCCUGGGCUGUGAGAGAGAAAAAAUCAUUCUGAAAAGUGACCUCAGAAUGCUGAAAAGUAAAUCUAAGUCAAAUGAUCCAACACCAAUUUAUGUUUUUAAUGUCAGUAUUAGAGAAAAGUUAAUUUAGGUCUAUGUGUGUGUGCAUAUCUGUCUGCUAUGGGCAAUACUCUCACUCAGUGCAUGACCCUAAAGCUGCUCAUGAACUUGUGGUGUUGGUGUUUAUAUUAAUUUAUCAUUUGAGAGCAAAGAGAAUGUUUCUUUUGGAUUUGCAUUUUGCUGUACACAAAACCCAAAGAACAAUUGUCUUAACUAGAGAUGGAAAAGGAGCUGCUGUGUUUGUUUGCUGUGCUUUGCUGUAUAUCCAUAGGACACAUAUUCCAUUCAAGUGCUGAUGUGGAAGAGCAGCAGUGGGCAGUGAGGGCUCAGACAGAGGGGUCUGCACUCUCUGUCCUGCCCCAGCUGCCAAGUAAAGCUGGACACUGAUUCCAUUUCUCAUCUGCAAAGGAGAGUGAUGAGGGAUUCCAGAGCUGCUGUGCUGCUCCCAGCCAAACUGCCUCCUGCCAUUGGAGCCACUUCUCCAGGACCCCAGCAAACAGCAGAAUCAGGCAGCCUGGUCAGAUCCUGGUACCCACCACCCACCAGAUGCUCCUGGACUGUGGAUAAACAACUAUGGCCAAGCCCACCAGUGACCCAAGGUCCAGGGGCAGCACUAGCCUCCUCCUGCCCCACAUGGGACACAACUGGGCUCUGCUCCCCCUGGGGCUGCUGCCAGUGGGUGAAGUGAGGAGAUCCACAAAAAUCCUCUUCCAAAAAGGACAUUUUGGUGGCAAAGGGCGCACUCUGCUCAAAGCAACCUGUGCCAUCGCUGGGGGAUUCUAGCAGCUUCCCGCAAGGCUCACACUCCCCUCACCUCCCAUCUGCUCAUUUAGUGUUCAGCGCCUGCUGCCUCUGUUGUAUCCCAGACCCGUGAUUGUGGGCAUGUUGCACACCUUAAUAAAAGCCUUGGAGCUGA
Poecile atricapillus (Black-capped chickadee) is the source of this 2517-nucleotide messenger RNA. RefSeq names its product chromosome 24 C1orf216 homolog (gene C24H1orf216). The record is from RefSeq and is a predicted model, not a curated record. Lineage: Eukaryota; Metazoa; Chordata; Aves; Passeriformes; Paridae. The transcript has 3 exons. Bases 153 to 1013 code for a protein of 286 amino acids.